AAGAAUAUUUUUAAGUCAAAUCUUAAACUUAAAUGUAAUCUUAUCUUAUGAAAUACAGACGUUAUUUAAAAAAAGAAGAUUUCUUAAAUUCUGCCAAGCAGAAUUUUAGCGUUUUCUUUUAAUAUCUAGGUAUUUGAGGACAUUUCCUUUAGAGUUUAUUCUCGUAUCUCGGAAUGUUGGGGGCUGUAGCCAAGCUCGUGUUCCUGUCAAUCAACUGCUUUGUUUUGGUGGCAGGUUUGUUGAUGAUAAUAUUUGGAAUGACCUUCUACUUCAGUCCUUACCUCCACUUGCCUGACCUGGUGGAGAGGUCAGAAAAAUAUUCAGAGGACGCAGGUUACACCUUACCAAAACAGUUACGUGACAUGAAGGAAUUCCCUAUCGCCAAUGAGUUUGGCCUAGCCCUGGCACUGGUUGGAAUGUUCCUAGCACUCUUAAGUCUAAUGGCGAUUCUCGUUGUCUGUCUGACCUGUGGAGAUAUUUUCUACAUCGUUUACGCCUUGCUUGUGUUUCUGAUGGUCGUAGCAGAAAUCACUUUGUGCAUCCUGUUUUUGAACAGCAACUCGGUGCUCCAUAAGAACAUUAAAGAAGAUCUGAAGGAGAAAGUCCGUAACGAGUACGUGGACCAGGGCAAUGACACCUUCAGCGAAACCCUGAACCUCAUCCAUGUCUAUUUUCAAUGCUGCGGCAUCACCGGAGAGUCAGAUUUUGGCGGGAAGUCCUCCCAGUCUUGUCGUGCUCACAACCAGACGAUGGGAUGUUAUACGAAACUUAUGGAAGAAAUACAGAAAAAUCUUGCUUGGAUCACCACCAUCUUGCUGUUGCUUAUACUUCUACAGAUGAUCGAGAUAUUUUUGGCCAGCUCUGUUUAUUUUUCCAAUCGGAUUGUUCCGUUUCUUUGAUGUCAUUGGAUGAUUUAGUUAUUGAUUUUUGUUUUCAAAAAA
This is a messenger RNA of Biomphalaria glabrata, 941 nucleotides long. RefSeq names its product leukocyte surface antigen CD53-like. The record is from RefSeq and is a predicted model, not a curated record. Gene Ontology annotation, cellular component: membrane. The transcript has 9 exons. The coding region runs from base 174 to 899 and encodes 241 amino acids. NCBI's taxonomy places the organism in Eukaryota, Metazoa, Mollusca, Gastropoda, Planorbidae.